This is a messenger RNA of Arabidopsis arenosa, 1309 nucleotides long. The record is from the annotation of a GenBank genome assembly. Lineage: Eukaryota; Viridiplantae; Streptophyta; Magnoliopsida; Brassicales; Brassicaceae.
CUCUCUGCAUACCAAUUCCAAAGUCUCGUCAAUGGCGGCUCGAAAACUCGGUUCGUUGUUACGUCAAUACUUUUUCUCUCUAUGCUUCCUCUUCCUCGGUUGCUUCUUCUUCCCUAAAGACGCAGACCUUAAACAAAAGAGAAGGAAGAAGAAACUUAGAACAGUUUCUCCAUCUUCUGGUUCAGCUCUAUCAUCUUCUUGGACGUACUUAAAACGAGUUUUCUUAUCAACAACAAGGAUAUCUAAAUCCCGUAACCAAACACAUCCUAACGCUACUUUAACAUCCGCAAGAUCAUCUCAAAACUCACUCGUCACUCUCGUCCAACCCGAUACCACAAACCAACCCGACCCGGAAACCCAUAUUCAACAACAAACCGAAUUCGAGAUCUCGUGUGGCGAGAUUUUUCAUUGUAACUCGUGUGGCGAGAUUUUCCCCAGAAUCAAUCUCCUCGAAAACCACAUCGCGAUCAAACACGCCGUGUCGGAGCUAAUCGCCGGAGAAUCAAGCACGAACAUCGUCAAGAUCAUAUUCAAAUCUGGUUGGCCGGAACAAGGUAAUCACAAAUCUCCGGUGAUCAAUCGAAUCUUAAAAAUCCACAACAGUCAAAAGAUUCUCACCAGAUUCGAAGAGUAUCGUGAAUUCGUGAAAGCUAAAGCCGCUCGUAGCAACGGCGGUGGAAGACGGUGGGACGAUGAACGUUGCGUCGCCGACGGGAACGAGCUUUUACGAUUCUACUGCUCGACGUUUAUGUGUGAUCUAGGGCAAAACGGUAAAUCGAAUCUCUGUGGUCAUCAGUAUUGUAGCAUCUGUGGUAUCAUCGGAUCUGGAUUCUCGCCGAAGCUCGACGGAAUCGCGACGUUGGCGACGGGGUGGAGAGGACACGUGGCGGUUCCGGAGGAGGUUGAAGAAGAGUUUGGGUUUAUGAAUGUGAAACGGGCCAUGUUGGUUUGUCGGGUCGUAGCGGGUCGGGUCGGGUGUGAUUUGAUGGAUGAUGAUGACGUGGAUAAGAGUGAUGGUGGAGGGUAUGAUUCUCUGGUUGGGCAGAGUGGGAACAAGAGUGGGGCUCUUUUGAGGAUCGACGAUGAUGAGCUUUUGGUUUUUAAUCCAAGGGCUGUGCUUCCUUGUUUUGUUAUUGUGUAUACUGUGUAACCGGUUUUGUGAUCCUGUGUGUUUUGUUUAUAUUUUGUUACAAUUGUGAAGUGUGAAACGCUUAGGUUUGUUUGGGAAAAUGGUAAAAUCUUUGUGGUGAGUUUCAAUAUGAUCUAGGUACAUUUUGAGAGGUUAUGUGACUAAAGAUUUAAAAGAUAG